AUGUCUUACAGUAACAGGGAACUGGUAGUGUUUUUUAUAAGCUAUAGACUGUCCCAGAGGAAUUAUUCAUUUUGUCAAUUGGGGCUGGAGGGUGUAAGUGGACGGACUGAGGGAGAUGAGGCCAUUGCAAAUGGGUCUGUGGGGAACAACAGGAACAGCAGAAGCAAUUUAGGGAAGCCCUCAUCUCCACUGGGGGGAAUUGAGGCAGUGAAAGCAGCACUACGGGACUCAGCGGAUGAGUUUGAGCUGCGCUACACCAGAGCCUUCAGUGACCUCGCCUCCCAACUCCACAUCACCCCUGCCACAGCCUACCACAGCUUUGAGAGCGUGAUGGACGAAGUGUUCAGGGACGGGGUCAACUGGGGCCGCGUGGUGGGCCUAUUUGCUUUUGGCGGGGCCCUGUGUGUUGAAUGUGUUGAGAAGGAUAUGAGCCCCCUGGUGGCACGCAUCGCAGACUGGAUGACCACCUACCUGGACAACCAUAUCCAGCCCUGGAUCCAGAGCCAAGGAGGAUGGGUAGGUUGGAGCUGAUAUUUUACAUCUGCACAUUAUACAACCUUGUUAUGGGAUUUAGUAAUACAUUCUCAUUGUGUGUGUGCAUCCUUUGCUGCACCCACUCUGAGAAAUAGAGAAUACUAUGAUAGACUACCCUAAAGGGAGAAGCUACAGAGGGGUAUUGGGGCACAGAGAUGGGGGCUGCUAACACAUAGUUCACUGUAUUAAUCUUCCUCUGUCUCUGUUCCCUGACAGGACCGUUUUGCAGAGAUCUUUGGCAGAGAUGCUGCUGCAGAUGUCCGACGGUCCCAGGAGAGCGUAAUAAAAUGGCUGCUAGUUGGGGUGAUUCUGUUUUCAGGAGUGCUGGUCGGCACUCUCAUCAUGAAGAAACGCCAGUGA
Messenger RNA from Coregonus sp. 'balchen', 894 nucleotides. NCBI's taxonomy places the organism in Eukaryota, Metazoa, Chordata, Actinopteri, Salmoniformes, Salmonidae. The record is from the annotation of a GenBank genome assembly.